This is a messenger RNA of Camellia sinensis, 2353 nucleotides long. RefSeq lists its product as uncharacterized. Gene Ontology annotation, cellular component: mitochondrion. The record is from RefSeq and is a predicted model, not a curated record. Gene Ontology annotation, biological process: mitochondrion organization. NCBI's taxonomy places the organism in Eukaryota, Viridiplantae, Streptophyta, Magnoliopsida, Ericales, Theaceae. Gene Ontology annotation, molecular function: ATP binding; ATP hydrolysis activity; zinc ion binding.
CACCACGUGGAGAGAGAGAAAAAAAGAAGAAGAAAAGAAACCCUACAAAAACCCUGAAACUUUCUCUCACUUCUUUCUCUCUCCUUCCCUGUUUAUGGAGUCGUCAUCUGCGACCCCUUUCAUGUUAUAUCUGUAACAUUUACAGAGAUCCACCUUCUUGUUAUCAGGAAGCUGAACUCUCUAUUAGGGUUUUUAGAGAGAAAGAAAUGGCAAGAGUUUGUGGUGCAGGGCUUAUCUCAGCCCUAGCUUCCGCAACAUUAGGCGUCGACCAUGCCUACGCCGAUGGCCCUUUCACCUUCUCUCCCUUCUCUUCAUCACCUGCUUCCCCACCUCCUCAAUCUUCCGAAACUUCUCCAACGUCUCAACCAUCUGCCGAACCUCCCCCCCGUGUUCGCAACAAUAACCCACGAACUACUUCUGCUGGGUUCGAUCCCGAGGCGCUCGAGAGGGGUGCCAAGGCCCUGCGAGAGAUUGCCAGCUCUCCCCAUGGCAAGAAGGUGUUCGAUGUUAUGAAAAAACAAGAAGAGACGAGGCAGACAGAAUUGACUGCGAAAGCCACUGAGUUUAAAGCCAUGCAAGCUCAAGCUGAAACUGAAAGACAAAAGGUAAUUUAUGAAGAACAGAAAAAGCUGGCUCAGCAACAGGCACAAAUAAAAUCCCAGAUGGCUCGCUAUGAGGAUGAAUUGGCAAGGAAGAGGAUGCAGGCAGAAAAUGAGCAUCAAAGAGCAAGAAAUCAAGAGCUUGUCAAAAUGCAAGAAGAAUCAGCUAUUAGGCAAGAGCAAGCCAGACGAGCGACUGAAGAACAGAUUCAAGCUCAGCGUCGGCAAACAGAAAGGGAGAAAGCUGAGAUUGAACGUGAAACAAUAAGGGUGAAGGCUAUGGCAGAAGCAGAAGGGAGGGCCCAUGAAGCAAAGCUUGCCGAAGAGGUUAACAGACGAAUGCUAGUAGAGCGUGCAAAUGCCGAGAGAGAGAAAUGGGUUGCUACCAUAAACACAACUUUUGAUCAUAUUGGAGGUGGUCUGCGGGCCAUAUUAACUGAUCAAAAUAAACUGGUUGUAGCUGUUGGAGGAGUGACAGCUCUUGCAGCAGGGAUCUACACAACAAGAGAAGGUGCAAGAGUGCUUUGGGGCUACGUGGACAGAAUAUUAGGACAACCAUCAUUGAUCAGAGAGUCCUCCAGAGGGAGAUAUCCGUGGUCAGGAUUGUUUUCUCGUGGUAUUAGCACUCUAUCACUUAACAAUGGUACAGCGUCUGCUUCAAAUAAUGGGAAUGGAUUUGGUGACGUUAUCUUAAACUCUUCUCUUCAAAAGCGAAUUCAGCAACUCGCUAGUGCAACUGCCAAUACAAAAUCCCAUCAGGCACCAUUUAGGAACAUGCUCUUCUAUGGUCCUCCUGGAACUGGGAAAACAAUGGCUGCAAGAGAGCUGGCACGCAAAUCUGGGUUAGAUUAUGCGUUAAUGACUGGUGGAGAUGUUGCGCCACUGGGUCCACAGGCUGUAACCAAGAUACACCAGUUGUUUGAUUGGGCCAAGAAGUCAAAGAAGGGUUUAUUGCUCUUCAUUGAUGAAGCAGAUGCAUUCUUGUGCGAGCGAAACAAAACCUAUAUGAGUGAAGCUCAACGGAGUGCACUCAAUGCCCUUCUUUUCCGCACAGGUGACCAGUCCAAGGACAUAGUCCUUGCUCUUGCUACAAACCGCCCUGGUGAUCUUGAUUCAGCUGUGGCAGAUCGUAUUGAUGAAGUCCUGGAGUUUCCUUUGCCUGGUGAGGACGAACGCUUCAAGCUGCUAAAACUCUAUUUGGACAAGUACAUAGCUCAGGCUGGGGCAAGAAAACCGGGUCUGUUUUCCAAUCUGUUCCGGAAACAGCAGCAGCAGAUAGAGAUAAAGGGUUUGACCGAUGAUAUUCUGAGGGAAGCUGCAGUUAGGACUGAAGGAUUCUCAGGAAGAGAGAUAGCAAAGCUGAUGGCAAGUGUUCAAGCUGCUGUUUAUGGGAGCGAGAACUGUGUGCUUGAUCCAAACUUGUUCCGUGAAGUAGUAGAUUAUAAAGUUGCAGAGCAUCAACAGAGAAGGAAACUGGGUGAUGCUGACGGAGGUAGCUCCUGAUGGUAGUGUUUUUUAAAAGUAUUACCAUAUGAAUUGUGUUCACUUCUCUUUCGUCAGUUGGGUAAGAAUGAGCAGGUGAGUGUCUCUGCUUAUAUUGUCUGCCGUGGGCCAUUUUUAUUUUUUGGCUACCGUGUUGUUAUCAUUAUUUGCCCUCUGUUUACUGGGGAGUUUUGGAAUAUCUUUACCAUAGGUUCAAUUAAUCUUACUGCUGAUGAACAAUAUUAUGAAGUGUUCAUGGGUCAUUUGUUUUA